Telopea speciosissima is the source of this 1211-nucleotide messenger RNA. RefSeq lists its product as uncharacterized. The coding region runs from base 147 to 992 and encodes 281 amino acids. The record is from RefSeq and is a predicted model, not a curated record. The transcript has 10 exons. Lineage: Eukaryota; Viridiplantae; Streptophyta; Magnoliopsida; Proteales; Proteaceae.
GGGAGUUUCUUUGUUUAUUUGAAUUUCAUCUCAUCGAUCUGAUUUGUAAAAGGACAUCUCAAGUUCUUCGUGAGGUCUUAAUGGCUUCUUAAUUCUUGAUACCUCGAUCUCUGAUAGUGUGAUGGUUGAAAGCUUUUCUGAUCAUCAUGGCUGCACCUUUCUUCUCUACGCCUUUCCAGCCCUACAUUUACCAGAGCCCACAAUCAGCUCUUAUACCCUUUCAAAUAUUGGGCGGUGAAGCUCAGAUUGUUCAGAUCAUGUUAAAACCGCAAGAGAAGGUCAUUGCAAAGCCUGGUUCCAUGUGCUACAUAUCUGGCUCCGUUCUGAUGGAAAACAUUUACCUCCCUGAAAAUGAAGGAGGGAUGUUGCAAUGGCUUUUUGGAAAGAGUGUGACUAGUAUAGUUCUCCUCAAUCCUGGUCCAAAUGAUGGAUUUGUCGGAAUUGCCGCACCUUCGCUUGCUAGGAUACUCCCGAUUGACCUGGCAAAGUUUGGUGGAGAAAUUCUAUGCCAGCCAGAUGCAUUUCUUUGCUCAGUCAAUGAUGUAACAGUCACUAAUGCAGUUGAUCAUAGGGCCCGUAAUGUUGUUGCUGGUGCAGAGGGAAUUUUGAGGCAGAAGCUCACAGGCCAGGGGCUAGCCUUCAUCGUUGCCGGUGGAUCUGUUGUACAGAAAAAUCUUGACGUGGGUGAAGUACUAAUUGUUGAUGCCUCUUGCAUUGUUGCCAUGACUGCUUCCAUUAAUUUCCAAGUAAAAUACUCUGGUCCCAUAAGGCGGGUGGUCUUUGGGGGUGACAACCUUGUUACAGCUGUUUUAACUGGACCAGGCAUAGUCUUCCUUCAGAGUUUGCCCUUCUUACGACUUUCUCAGCGCAUUGCAAGGGCGGUUACAUCACCAAACAUGAGAGAAAAUCCGAAGUUCAUCAUUCAAAUAGCUAUAUUUUUCUUUUUAGCAUAUGUUAUGAUUGUAUCAUCAUUUAUCUUGACAGAUGUCUGACUUAUUUUCUUUCUGUUCUUCCCCUUUACUCAUUUUGUUUUUUUUUUUUUUUCUCAUGUUGAUUAAUAGGUUGCAUUUUUCUUUUAAAUUUAGUGGAAGUAGCUAAGCAGGGUAGCUAUUUAUGAUUGUGACAUCAGUAGUGACUAAAAGUGUUUUUACUUUGGGGAAAGUUACCCCUGUUUCUCAAUAGAAAUUUGGAAUUGCCUAGCAGGAUUAACC